CUUUAGCGAAUAAUGGAACCAGAUCCCAAUGGGAUAAAAAUAGAGCCCACACUUGACCACCACCAACAGCAGCAGCAGCAGCAAUACGCUCAUGUUCUGGCCAUCAAUGGACCCAACACUCGCCUUCUCAUCGAGCAUCCUUCAGCGCUGUUGUUACCCAUCUCUCAUCAGCAACAACUACAACUUCAGCAGCAACAACAACAGCAGCAGCAGCAGCAACACGUGCAACAUCAGCAACAGUUCCAACAACAACAGCAGCAACAACAACAUCACUUGCAACAGCAACAGGAUCAGUUGCAAUUUCAACAUCAACAGUUGCAACUUACCUUACCCGCCGCCUACACAACACACGCUGCCCCACAACAACAACAGCAGCAGCAGCAGCAACAACAACAACAGCUAAAGCAACAACAACAACAGGCAGGACCACCACCAACCCCAUUGGGACCGACUAGCAGCGGAUCAGCAUCUGUUACCGGGAAUUCAAGCACCACCCACUCCACCCACGGCCAUCAGCAGAGGUGGAACGAGAGCCCCGAGGCACGACAGCGCCGGUUGGCCAGAAAUGCUGAAAGGAUGCGCGAGCGGCGACAGCGCGAAAGCGAGGACGAAUACCGCAAGCGACUGCUACGCAACGCCGAGGCCAAUCGCCAGCGGCGACAAAACGAAUCCGAGAUCGAGCGUGCCAUGCGUCUGGUGCGGAAUGCGGCGCGUCAGCGACUGCGUCGGGCCAUGGAGUCACCGGAUCAGCGUGCCAAGCGUCUGUCCAAGUUGGCGGAAAGGAUGCGAAUGUAUCGGGCGAGUGAAACGGAAGCGCAGCGGAAGAUGCGGCUGGCGGAGAUGGCGGCGAGGGCGCGUCAACGGAUCGCCAAUGAGUCGCUGGAGGAGCGAAAGGAAAGACUGAGAAAGUUGAAUGCCUAUGCGAAAAAGGUCCGGGAAAAGAAGAAGGUAUUAAAGAACGUGGUGGUCCACACACCGGCCACAUCCUCAAGCAGCUCUACUACGGAUCAUCAGCAACAGCAGGUCCUGGCCGUGGCAGCGGCAGCAGCAGCGGCCGCAGCAGCCGCCUCCUCCUCCAACGAGCACACCAUCAAUCUGUCGGACAAUGGAGCCGGUACACCGCAACCGGCCGAGGAGCAACAGCAUUUGGUGGCCGCCACAGCCUAUCAGCAGCAUCAGGCGUUGGAGUAUAUGGGCCAGGGUAUGUUCCUGGCACCGGGCACACUCCGGGCACCGAUGCAACUGAAACAGGAGCCGCAAAUGCCGCAACAACAGUUGCAACAACAGCAACAGCAGCCGCAGCAACAGCAGAGGUAUACCAUUGCCGGGAAUCAGCAACAGGUUGCUCUGUUGGAGGGCAGCGAACCGGGUAGCAUCUUUGUACAGCAGAUCUAUGGCGAGGAUGGUGGCGGCAAGGGCACCACCACAACAACAACAAAGCUCCUGCAGGCGCAUGUACCGCACUUUGGGAUUGCGACGACGGGAGCCGGAGGGCAGCUGGAGCUCUAUCCGCACAAAUAUGCCGCCAAGAAGCAGGAACUUCAGGACAACGAUGCUCCCGGAAGCGGCGACAACAGCGGGUCUGUUGGAUUAGCCCCCAACGAGACCAAGGUGAUCCUGACCACCUCCGACGGCGAACAGAAGAUCCUGAAAGCCACCGCCGGCCAGCCGUUAUAUAAUCAGUUCCCCUACCUUGCCACCUUCCCCAAUGCCACCACCGCCAACCAGGUGGUGGGCGGAGCUGGGCAGCAGGUGACCGGCGCCGGGAUUGUGACCGGAACAACAGCCAGUGGCGGCACCACCACCACCACAGCCUACUAUCCGAUGUAUCACAAUGGCUUCCAGAUCGCCGGAGUUCCGCCACCCUUCACCCCCGUGCAUUUUGCGAAUACCAGUGGCGGGAAUAGUCCUACUGGACAGUACAACAUUCUGGCAGCUGGAAAUCCCACCCUAACAGUCACGGGAUUGGCUCAGCAGGAGCAGGGCCAACAGCAGCAACAGCAACCGCAGCAGCAGCAGCAGCAACAGCAGCAGCAGCAACAGCAACAGCAGCCGGCCCAGGCCAUGGUGGUGCAUCAGGGAAGGGGCAGGCCGCGUAAGCAUCCCGUCGGCCUAAACACCGAGGAGCAGCUGAAGGUGAACAAUCUGCUGGAACAGGAGCUCAACCAGAUGCUGGCAGCUCCACAGCUAGUGACGAGCACACCGCGACGCGGACGACCAAGUCAUCAUCAGCAGCAGCAGCAGCAGCAGCAGCAGCAGCAACAGCAGAACCUAAGCCAGAUCAAUGUACAUUCCACGGCCGAUGGCGAUAGUCAGAGGACGGCAACACCGCGACGCACUGGCCCUAAUAAGUACGAGACGGAGGAGGAGAAGCGCAUCCGGCUGGAUAAGAUGGCGGCCCAUCAGAGAGCGGUGCGAGCGAACGAAACACCCGAACAGCGAGCCAUCCGGCUGCAGAAGCUCAGUGAACGGGCGCGUCUGAAGCGGGCCCAGAUCCGGGCCACCGAGAAUACGGAGGAGCGAAAGGAGCGACUGUCCAAGCAGGCGGAAUACGCACGAAUGCGACGGAUGCGUAGCCAUACGCCGAGGAGUAGUAGUGCCACCAGUACCGAGUUUCAUACCAAAACCGAGGUGGAGGCGGACGAGGAGGAGGAGGAGGAGGUGGCGGCCAAUAACACCACCACGGCCACCAACAGCACGAGCAGCAGCAGCAGCAGCGGCGGCAGCAGUACAACCGAACAGCAGCUAUACGACACCGAAACGGUGGGCAAUCCGGCUGGCGGGGAUUUUGUGACGGUGGUGAAGACGGACACUAGUCCACUGGAUGGCGACGGGUCGGGUGAUGACCAGCAGUUGCCGCCGUUGCAGCUGCAACAGCACGAAUUGCAACAGAUUGCCGGCAGCCUGCAACAGCAUGGACAUCACGAGGCCAUCGUCCUGAAUCAGCAGCAUCGCUUGGUCACCAUCAGUCAUCAGCAACAGCAUCAGGGAUUCGGCAAGCUGCAGUUGGCCGGCGGUAGCAGUGCCGGAGGGCCAAGUGGUGGUGGUGGUGGUGGUGCUGCUGCUACAGGAGGAUCUAACACCACCGGAGCACCGGGAUCUGGAGGUGGGAAUGGCACUGGAGCACCAGAAAACAGCGACAUGCUAAAGAUACUCGAGCCGAUCAUCGUGAUGAAGACCAAAUGAGGAUCGCGGAGGCGUCACAGUCGCCCAACCAGUAACCAGUACCGCUAGCUAGGUAUUAGCUCCGGGGAUGAUGAUGAUGGAGGUGCUGUGGAAGGUGGCAAUGAGGGCGUAGGAUACCCCAGUCCCAGUCCCAGUCCCAGUCCACCUUACCGCAGUUCCGGCCAGUAAUUGCACAAAAGUGAAAGAGAGAGAGAGAGAGAGAGAGAGGAGGCGCGUGUCUAUAGUUACGAAUAAGAUUGUCAAUAUAUAUAUAUUUUUUUUUUUUAAAUCAUAUAUAUAUUUUUUUUUGCGGUUGUAUAAUUUUUUAAUGUGUAUGCGUACAUGUGAACAUGGUACGUGGAAGGAAACCGGAAUCAGAAAGAGAAGAAUUGUAUAAAGUUAAAAAAAAAAAGGAUCAAGUGCAAUAAUUGGAUGCCUGGCAUACCUACCACAUCAUCACCUAUCUACCAUCCAUCCAAAAAUCCAAUCAACCAUCCAUCCAUCCGAAAACCUAGCUAGCCAGUCCAAAAACAUCCCAGAGACUGUGACGCCCCUAGGAAGGUGACGGAAGAAUACAAACCCACAAGAAGAGACAAGGAAACGGAAAAGGAAAAGGACAAGGACAAGGAGAAUGUGCAGAAGCUGGAGCAGCAAGAGCCAAACGGUGAAGCAGAUCAACUAAACCUAAUCCAGAAUAUGUAGCGCGUAAACAGAGCACUAAGUAGUUUUAUGUAUUAACUAUUAAUUUUUUAAAUUAGCAAAAAAGCGAAAAAUAACAAAUAAAUCUAAUAAGACAAA
Drosophila ananassae is the source of this 3963-nucleotide messenger RNA. Its product is annotated as ras-interacting protein RIP3. The transcript has 2 exons. Lineage: Eukaryota; Metazoa; Arthropoda; Insecta; Diptera; Drosophilidae. The record is from RefSeq and is a predicted model, not a curated record. Bases 13 to 3186 code for a protein of 1057 amino acids.